Molecule: messenger RNA, 3201 nt
Organism: Bombyx mandarina (wild silkworm)
Lineage: Eukaryota; Metazoa; Arthropoda; Insecta; Lepidoptera; Bombycidae
Gene: mmm
Product: missing minor mitochondria
Biological process (GO): inner dynein arm assembly; cilium movement involved in cell motility
Cellular component (GO): inner dynein arm
Molecular function (GO): dynein heavy chain binding; dynein light chain binding
Source: RefSeq, a predicted model, not a curated record
AUGUUAUCGCAGCAACCACAACCACGAAGAAAACGAUUCAUACCCAAAUAUGAAGUAGAAGGAGUAUUCAAAGUUGUUCUAGGCGAAGAAACACAGAGUCAAAUCGAAAUGGUCGUAGGAACACAUGUAAAUGCUCAAUAUCCUUGGAGGGAAGUCAAUAAGUCCAAAAUAUUAGAGACAAUCGAUAUUGGUGGUGAACUAUCAGAAUUUUAUUCUUUGAAACAACAAAUAGAAGCGUAUGAUAGUGAAACAGUUUUUAUGGGGUACAUUGCUGAUGAAUCAAACGACGUUGAUGAAUUCUAUGUGUGCCUUACAAAAGACGCAAGAGAUCAUUGUAAGCAGCAAUCUGAUAAAUUUAUAAGGAGACAGGAGAAGAAACUAGAAAAGGCUGUUCAAAAGAAACCAAGGCCUUGGAAAAGUUUUGGAAGUGAAGCGGAAAUUAAGGGGCUCGUUCCAAUCAAUACACGACCUCUAAUGGAAAUGGAAGUAAAGGCAAAGUUUCCUACUGUUUAUCAACCUGAUAAAUUUCGCAUUCGUGAUACAAGUUCAGUUCGUGAUGGUUAUAUCGAGCUGACACCUUAUCGGCAGAAGUUUAAUAAUGUUUUUAAGCGUAGAAUAGAUUGUGGUUCUCAAGCAGCGCCUGCAAAGAUUAAUAGGGAAGCUCAAACCGAGUUAAGGUAUCCUCAAAAUAUGUGGACUCAAUCUAUAGCUGAUGCUCUAAGUCAAGUAGAUGAUGUAGAGGCUGGUGGCGAUACAGGACAAACGUCACCAACUAAAAAUAAAGAAGAAAGUUCUGAGGAGGACGAAGCGGAGACCAAACAGGCUCCAGAUGAAGUAGGACUGGCAGCGUACAGAGCUGCGUUGAAACGUAUGCGACGACCGUCUUAUAUCAAAAUGAUUAAUAAUUUUGUGACCAAGAAGUGUGAAGAAAUGGACACGAUAGUAGAACUCAAUACAGUGAUGGACAUGUACUGCAAUGAUUAUCCAAAUUUAAUAGUUCAAAAAACAACCGAUAUUUAUAAUUCGAUGAUAUUUGAAGAAUACGUUUGUUUCACUGACGUCAGAGCGAAAGACAAAUAUAUUGCUAGUGCAGUAUUUCACCCUAUGUGGUCAGGUAUUGUUGCGAUUUGCUACGCCGAUGGUUCGCCCUCCGUUAUGAAAACGAUAAGCACGCGUCAAGAUCCAAUACAAAGAGCUGUUUACGGAAUGAACCCAGUCAUGAUAUGGAGUCAUAUUGAUAGUUUAAUACCAAAACUGUAUUUAGAAUCGCCUCGAGAGGUGAAAGUUUUGUCUUUUUGUCCGUUUGAUGAAAACAUUCUUGUAGGUGGUUUAAUUAAUGGUCAAGUUGUAAUAUGGGAUAUAACGAACAGGCUUGAUAAUGUUGAAAAGAUUGAAGUUUUAAGCGAGACUAGAGAAAAGUAUCGUAUAGCAAUGAAUGCUCAUAUGGGUUGGAUGAAAAAUAUACGAGACGAUUCUGUGGUACAAAGCACUGCUCUAAGUAAUUUGAUGACAAGUCAUUAUGGAUCUGUCACAGCAAUUAAAUGGCUCUCUCCCAACUUUAAUAUAACUGCCACAGGGAAAUUUGAGGUAAAUGAAAAGGAAAAGAAGACUUUUAUGUUUCUAAGUGGAUCUGACGAUGGUAACAUUUUGAUUUGGAGUUUAUCAGUACAAAAUAUAAGUCAAUUUGAUGCUAAAAAAAUUAAAAAGUCUAAAAGAGUUCCAAAACGGCCGUCUGGCUUAUUAGUAGAUGUUUCUCCGUAUAAAAUUUUGGAUAGAAAUUUGCAGCCGUUGUACAAAUUAAUACUUGGUGUCGCAGGUCAACCCGAAAUAUUGCCUGUGCAAAGUUUCGGAUUGAAUGCCCCAAUUAUAAACUACAUUCACACUCCAAGAAACACAGGUAGCGGUAGAAAGUAUUUUACAUGUAAAAUCGUGCCUCAAACUGAAGCAGACAUAAAUACUAUCGUAUAUAGUGGUUCACAGCACGGAGAGAUAAGACGCAUUCAAUGGGAAGGCCACGAGUUUAAUACAGGGGAGGUUGUGAAUUCAGAAUAUUGUGAUAUUAAAUUUUCUUGUACUCUUCACGAUGGAAUAAUAACGUGUACACAGAAAAAUCCUUUUAUCAGUGGUAUAACGGUGACAGUCGGUGGUAAAAUUUUCGCAAUUUGGUCUGAUAAUCUCAUGGAACGACCGCUAUUCUGGAAGAAAAGGCCGUAUCGGUUGACAGAUGCCGCCUGGUCUCUGUAUAAGCCAAGUUUGCUAUUUUUAACCACUUACGAAGGUGAACUCGAGACUUGGGAUUUACUUAUAAGGAGCGAUCAACCGAUUUCGAUACAGACCCUUUCUGGAAAUAUGUUGACAGGAGUUAGUCUUCAUACUCUGCCAUUGGCUAAGAAUAUAAUAGGCGUGAGUGACGUAAACGGGUCAUUUCGAAUGUUUUUAGUACCGCCUAUAUUUAUGAUUGAAAACCCGACCUACAAAUCUCGAAUGGAAAACAUGAUGAGUAGAGAAUUAAAAGUAAUGACGUCAUUUAUAGAGUGGCAAGACAAAUGGAUGAAGAAUAAUCCGCACAUUCUUCUAGAAAUGAAAAGGAAAGAAGGUGCUUUGCUAGCUGAAAAAGAAGAAGAAAAAAAGAGACUUAGAGAAGAAGAACAAAAUAAACUAGAAGAAGAGGCAGAAGCGAGGAGGCUAGCAAAAUUAAAAGUUGUCGGCCCAGAGGAAAGGUGGCAGAAGAUUAUCCAAAAGUUGAUAGAAAGAACUAUAGCUGUCAAAAAGAGGAUAAAUCGAGCUGAAUUGAUUGAACACGAAAAACCCUUACGUGAACUAGAAGCUCAAAGAUUAGAAAAAGAAAGACGAAUGCUAGAAAUAAUGAAAAAUCAAAAAACGAUAUUUAAUGACACUGUCGCGAUAUUAUUUCCCGAAGCGAUAAAGAAGAAAGAAAAAGUAAAGAAGAGUUUACUCUCUGACGAUAAAGAAUCUUUAAAAAGAGAGUAUCUUGAAGAUUAUGAAAAUCUAAAAAGCUUUGCUCACAAAAUGGUGAAAGAAAAUCCUUAUAAAAUACCAUUCUCUUGGGAGGCGACUAUAGCUGAAGGAAAAGAGAGACGGCAAGCAUUAAAUGCUCACGAAGACUUUAUUAAAAUGCACAAGAAAAGAAUCGAAGAAGAUGGUAAUCGGCUGUCUCAACCCUCAAACCGUGACUCAUGA